AUGUCGCCCCCGAGCCUGAGAGCACACUAUCUCCACUACUUGGAAGAGCUUAACUCCCACGCCGACCGACCCGGAUGGAAACCUGACCUGGCCGCUUUUGUCGGCGAUGAGCUGCACUAUAAUGACCGGCCCCUCGCCCGUGCUACCUAUGAAGCACUCAUCUCAGACUCGGUUAAUCAGCUUCCUGGGCUGCGCUACCACCCCAUCACACUAGUGGUCGACGAAGAAUCCAAACGGGUUGCUUGUCGUCUCGAGUUCACUGUGAUACCCAAGGACCCAUACAUGGGGGUGGCAGCAGGGCAGCGCAUGAGAUUUUAUGAGCAUGUCUUUUACGACUUUGAGGAUGGGCGGAUUGUCCGCGUCCAUGCGGUAUUUUCUACGCCGGAAGUGUUGGCGACAUGA
Molecule: messenger RNA, 402 nt
Organism: Penicillium alfredii
Lineage: Eukaryota; Fungi; Ascomycota; Eurotiomycetes; Eurotiales; Aspergillaceae
Exons: 1
Coding region: 1-402 (133 amino acids)
Biological process (GO): polyketide metabolic process
Source: RefSeq, a predicted model, not a curated record